AUGGCACUAGGUGAUUCCUUUGAGGCCGGGGCUCCUCAAACCCGCCAACAAAGCCAAAAGUUUGCGGUAAGCAUUGGCUACUGGCAUGACCCUUACAUCCAGCAUUUGGUAAGACUGUCUAAGGAGAGGAAGGCCCCCGAAAUUAACAGAGGAUAUGUUGCUCGCGUCCAUGGCGUCAGUCAGCUUAUAAAGGCAUUUCUACGGAAGACAGAAUGUCCCUGUCAGAUUCUAAAUCUUGGGGCUGGGAUGGAUACCAUCUUCUGGAGACUCAAGGACGAAGAUCUUCUCCCAAGUAAAUAUUUUGAAGUGGACUUUCCCAUGAUAGUCACGAGAAAGCUGCACAGCAUCAAAUACAAGCCUUUUUUAUUACAACCCAUUAUAGAAUUACAUUCAGAGGACACACUGCAAAUUGAUGGACACCUGUUGGAUUCAAAGAGCUAUGCCAUUAUUGGAGCAGAUCUCCGAGAUUCACCUGAACUCGAAGAGAAGCUAAAGAAAUGGAACAUGAAUCCACAAUUGCCAACACUGCUGAUAACGGAACGCGUGCUGGUUUACAAGACUCCGGAGCAGUCGGCCAACCUUCUCAAGUGGGCAGCUAACAGUUUUGAGACAGCUAUGUUCAUAAACUACGAACAGGUGAACAUGGACGACCGGUUCGGACAGAUCGUGAUCGAAAACCUGCGGAGGCGACAGUGUGACCUGGCGGGAGUGGAGACCUGCAAGUCGUGAGAGUCACAGAAAGAACGGCUCCUGUCGAACGGGUGGGAACCAGCAUCGGCCAUCGACGUGAUGGAAGCGUACAGCAGACUGCCUCAAGCUGAAGCGAGCAGGUGCGGACUGGCGAGAGUCAGUUUCACGGCGAACAAUUCUGUAACAGAUCUUCACUGAGGACUUCUGUUUUCUCGGCUCUGUGGGGAAAAAUGAAAAGCUCAGAGUCAGAAAUCCAGAAAUGCAAAGGAACUCGUGAAAUGUAACAAUUAUUAUCCCAGAGUUUAAAACAAAACAGCUAGGGACGGACGCCUGGGUGGCUCGGUCGGUCGAGCGUUCAACUCUUGACUUCAGCUCAGGUCAUGAUCCAGGGUCGUGGGAUCAAACCCCACGUCGGGCUCUGUGUGCAGGGUGGCGCCUGCUUGGGGUUCUCUCCGUCUCCCUCGGCCCCUGUCUCCCCCCGUUCCCCGCUUGUGUAUGCACGCUCUCUCUCUCUAAAAUAAGAAAAUAAAAAAUAAACAAAACAGGUAGAAAUGAAUGAUAACGUGGAGAGAAAUUCCACCAAUGUUGACAUCAGAGGGCUCCUUGAGCAAAACCAAAGAAAAAAACCAGCAAACAAAAGUCUGCAAAGAAUAGCAACCCCAAACAAGAACAAAGCCUCAAGACCAGUGGCUCCCAGACCUGGGCGUGUAUAGAAUCACUGAGGGUGGGGAGUGUGCGGAUUUAAAAUGCCAGUGUCCAGGCCUCACCUCUGUUCAAAAGCAGGUCUGGAACACGAUCCUGCUUCUUGAAGAGGCCCUUUCCUCCCAGAAUUCCAUGGCCGAGACCCACAGGCCACCCUUGGAGAAAAGACUGCUCUAGAGGCGCCUCGCUGGCUCAGUCGGUAGAAUGUGCAACUCUAGAUCUGGGGGUCAUGAGUUUGAGCCCCACAUUGGGCAUGGAGCCUACUUAAAAUAAAUUAAAAAAAAUAAAAUAAAAAAAGACCGCUGUAGAGAAGCUGAACCUUCAGUUCCUAAAACGAUCAUUUCUGAGCUUCACAGCCUUACUGAAACAAGUCUGUCACAAAUCCAGGAACGUGAUUCAACUACACACACAAAUAGUUAACAACUGAGUACUCCUUCCUUCAGGCCUCUCAUCUUUACUUUACAAAGAAACAAAGUAUUUGCACAGCUUUCUCCCACUCAUGCUUUCCAAUUAUCAUUAACUAUGUAGACCUUUCCAGAAAGCCGACCUGGCGGCCAUCAAUCGGCAGAGGAACAGCCUGAGUUGCUCGAGCCUCAGUUGCCAGAUCACGGUACUUUCCGAGGACUCCUCUGCAGUCCAAAGGGGCAGCACUGUUGCUGUACGUAAUACCCAGAUGGCAAUCGAGGUGCCAUAGUGGGACUUCUGGAUCAAACAGGAUUUAAGUCGAGUCAUUUGACACCCCUGUAAUCAAGUCAUUUGAUUACAAAGGAAAUCAAUGUAUUUAUUAUCCUUUUUCUCAUUUUACCAACUAGACCCUUUGCUUUCAAUUUAGAGGUACUUUACCUAAAAAGGUAUCUGGAGACUGAAAUCUACGUGGAACAUAUUAUAUGAAAAUGUUAACAUACAGCUUGAGAACAAGUGGACACUAUGUUUCCUGCCUUUAUGGACACUCAGCCACAUAUUACAUUGAUAAAAUGAAUUUUAGAAAGAGAUCCAAUAUCUCUCCUUAAUCAGAUUUAUUUCUGGGCUCUCUAGUCUGUUCCAUUUAUGUAUCUUUUUUAUGCCAAUACCAUCCUAUUUUGAUGACUACUGCUUUGUAAUAUACAGCCGACCCUUGAACAACAUAGGAGUUAGGGGUGUUGACCCUGUGCAGUGAAAAAUUGGCACGUAACUUUUAACUCCCUGAAAACUUAACUACUAGUAGCUACUGUUGACCAGAAACAUCACUGAGAACAUAAAUAGUUGGUUAAUAUGAAUUAUAUGUUAUGUGCAUUGUUUAAUGUAUUCUUACAAUAAAGAAAGUUAGAAAAUGUAAUUACUUUUUAA
Messenger RNA from Felis catus (domestic cat), 2718 nucleotides. RefSeq names its product leucine carboxyl methyltransferase 1-like. Gene Ontology annotation, molecular function: protein C-terminal leucine carboxyl O-methyltransferase activity. The transcript has 11 exons. Gene Ontology annotation, biological process: C-terminal protein methylation. NCBI's taxonomy places the organism in Eukaryota, Metazoa, Chordata, Mammalia, Carnivora, Felidae. Gene Ontology annotation, cellular component: cytosol. The record is from RefSeq and is a predicted model, not a curated record.